UAUAUCUUUGAUGGAAAAAAAAAAAUGAAAUAAACGUUUGAGCCAGGUCAAAAAUAAAAGGCCCAGCAGUAAUGGGUAGUCGGAGAAAUUGCGCAGAGAAAAAAAAUCCCAAACCAAAAAAAAAAAGGUUCUAAGAAUCUUCGGAACGAAACCAUUUCACCUACAAUCUCUCCGUCUCCUCUAUAAAUAUUUGCUUCUGAUUAGAAAUUAGAAACCCUUUCUUCCACAAUUCUUAGUAUCGAAUUUAUCUCUUUGGGUCCAUUUUUUUUUUCUUACUCCUCCGAUAAAUCUCACUCUCUUCUUCGUCCCUGAUUCUUCGUCUCUGAUUUUGAGAGUCGAAAUCAUCUUCCUCUCUCGUUAUCUUUCGCUAUUUUUCUUUCGGCGAAUCAGUAACCUAAUCUACCAGUUCCGUGUGAACAGAGAAAGAUUCUUUGAAGAAUCUUCUUAAUCCGAAAUUGAUGCUGCGAGAUUGAGUCGAGGUUUUGGUGAUUGAAUCGAGGUUUUGAGGGUUUUUUUAAUUUCUGCGGAGGAUAUCGAAUAAUUAGGUAUGCGAGUGGAAGGAGAUAACAUGGUGCCUCAGAGAAAUGAAACAGAUGAAGAAGUGGUACUUAAUACGGCGUCGUUUCAACAAGUCCAGCAACAGCAGAAGCAGAAACUCGUUAUUGGGUAUGCUUUGACAUCUAAGAAGAAGAAGAGUUUCUUGCAACCCAAGCUUGAGGUUCUUGCUAGGAAAAAAGGCAUUUCCUUUGUUUCCAUUGACCAGGACAAGCCACUCUCUGAACAAGGCCCAUUUGAUGUCGUUUUGCAUAAGUUGCUUGGAAAUGAGUGGCACGAUGUUAUUGAGGAUUACCAGCAAAAUCAUCCAGAAGUGACCGUGCUUGAUCCUCCAGGUGCAAUCCAGCGUAUAUAUAAUCGACAAUCAAUGCUCCAGGGUAUUGCAGAUUUAAAUCUUGCAGAAUGUGAUGGCAUGAUAUGUGUUCCAAAACAAAUGGUUGUCUUAAAAGAUACAACAUCUAGUGCUGACGAAGUUGAAGAAGCCGGUCUAAAAUUUCCACUAGUUGCAAAGCCACUUUUGGUCGAUGGAACUGCAAAGUCACAUCAGCUGUUCUUAGCCUAUGACCGUCUCUCGCUUGCAGAACUUGAACCACCUUUGGUUCUUCAAGAAUUUGUAAAUCAUGUUGUUGCUGCAGAGCUACCUCCAAAGCCUUUGCUCGAAAGGCUUGUGAGAGAAUUACGAAGCCGAUUGGGACUCAGGUUGUUUAACAUAGACAUGAUCAGAGAACAUGGGAGCAAAGAUGUGUUUUAUGUGAUUGACAUCAACUACUUUCCUGGCAAGGUAUGGAAAGAUGCCGGAUUACGAGCAGGUGUUCAUCGAUUUCUUCAUGAGCCUGGCGCAAACGAAGCAUGAUAAGAGAUAGUGUGAAAAGGUGGAAUAGAAUUGUGAAGGAGGUUAAAAGUGAUAUAAACUCUUGCGUUUCUGAAAUAUUAUUCUGUUGAGAUCAUAGCUAUGUACAGAAAAUAGCUUUUCCAUGAUAAAACAAGUUUUGAUUUAGUGAUCUCAUACAUCUGUUAUUUAAGUCCAUCUUUUCUGCAAAACUGAUUUUGACAUUCUUCUUUUACCAUCACAGUAUUGUUUCUUUUGCUCUCUG
This is a messenger RNA of Thlaspi arvense, 1649 nucleotides long. The record is from the annotation of a GenBank genome assembly. NCBI's taxonomy places the organism in Eukaryota, Viridiplantae, Streptophyta, Magnoliopsida, Brassicales, Brassicaceae.